Messenger RNA from Drosophila bipectinata, 2393 nucleotides. Its product is annotated as IQ motif and ubiquitin-like domain-containing protein. Gene Ontology annotation, biological process: cilium assembly. Gene Ontology annotation, cellular component: motile cilium; acrosomal vesicle. Lineage: Eukaryota; Metazoa; Arthropoda; Insecta; Diptera; Drosophilidae. The record is from RefSeq and is a predicted model, not a curated record.
CAAUAAAAAACAUCCCAGCAGGCAGUGAAGAGCUCCAAUUUUGAAUUAACGUAACUAGUCUUCAAACAAUUACUCUUUUACUGACGAAUAUAUUUUGUGUGGCAAGAUGAGCGUCGAGGAGCGACCCCCAACGUUCGUGGCGAAUGUACAGCUAAACGUGGAUCCCAGCGAGCAGCCGAGGCUGGAUCCCGGCUGCCCGCCUCCAUUGGACUCUCGGACCGAAUCUGAUGAAUUCCAAUCGGACGAGUGCAUUGUAGAGCUGGAGAAUGUGACGGUCAAGUUCCGCAUCUCUGAGGCGGACAUAGUGGCCCAGGUGUAUCCGAAUUGCAUGACUCUCUCGGAGAUCAAGCAGGACAUGGCCCGCAAGUUUGAAGUAGAUCCAUCAUUGUUAAUGCUGCGCCAGGAUGGUCGGGUUCUGUGCGACUCCCUCCCACUGAACUCCACCGCCUUAGAUGAGUUCGGUAUCCACGAAUUUCAGAUGGAGCUGCGGUCCAACCAGAAACACGACAGUGACUCCUCAAUGCCCAAAUUGGACUUGGAUGUUUACUACGACAAACACCGCCUGGCAGACUUCAUCACAGUUCACAUUUCCGCCGACGACACCGAGGAUGGCCAGGCCAAAACCGUGGUGGUGGAAAUAGAAAAUGCGGCGAUUGUGAAACCCUUUUUGUGCGGCUACAGGGACAAAAUCAGUGGAAAGGAGUACCUGGAUGCCUUCACCCAAACGGGUCCCUAUUUCGACAAGAUGAAGUUCAGGAAAUACAAGUCCAGAGACACGCAGACUUGGGAGCACAAGGAAAAGACUCUGAAUACUGCCCAUGAGCAAUCAGUGCAAUGCUUUCUAGAUGGCGUCAAUGUCCUGUAUGUGUCCGCAGCCAAUGACUUCACUAUAAUCCCUGGAAAGUACCAGACUUUCGCCCAGAAGCAACGGGCCGAGCGGAAGCUGGAGAAGGUUCUACUCAUUCAGCGUAAUUGGCGGCGCUGGAUCCUCUGGAAGUACAUCCGCUUGAGGGCUAAGGAAUAUCGGCUCCUGGUCGAUAAUCGUGAGCAAGAGGACAAGCGAUACGAAAAGUGCGUGGAGGAGCGAGUGGAGCGAAAUGCAGUUCUGAAACAGUUUCCCAAAACCAAGGACGACUUUGACCUUCUUUUUGCCGAAGUUGGGCGCUGGAAAAAAGCAGAACUUAAAAGGAUAACGGCCAACUACGAAGGUCCUGCCCGCAUUGCUGAGGUGAACAUCCUGCUGGACAAAGAGAUCCAACUUUUAAAUGGAGUGGAGCGCCAGCGCGACCUAGUCUUCAAGGCCAUGGAGGACUUCCGCAACGAACAGCUGCUCAAGGAGAUGGGUAAGCCUAUCGAAUGGAUCGGCUACAAGGAUUGCAAGAUUCACAUGGAUUUGUUGAGCACACAACGGGUGCGUUUCCUAACCGAGAUCUACAAGGAUCUGAAGAAGCCGCGAAAAAAGCAUGAACGCCUUGAGCUCCUCCGUCAAGUCAUGACGGUUAUCGCAGAUGAGGCUUGUUAUCCGAACUUUCCCGAGCUUUUCGACCUCUUCGAUCGUGAGAAGAAUCUGUUACUCUACACGACGUCCUCCGAUGUGGAAAUUUUGCGCAAGCGUCAGGCUAUUCUCUUCUUUGACCUGAUCAAGUUCACAAAGGGACCGCCAAAGAAUCGAACUCCCUCACGCAUGUGCAUCGUUUGCAAGAAGGUUAAGACCUUUGCGGAGUUUGCCAUUCGCACCCGUCAGAGUCAUGUGGAUACCUGCAAGCACUGCUAUUACCUCAAGCUCACUGCCACGGAGAACACAGUUUACCAAUCGAUUCUUAGAUGUAUCCAUCGCGACGAGCGCAAACGCAAGUGCACCACAUCCUUUGCUUUCGUGAUGCAAUCAGAUGAUGUCCGUCACAUCAUUGAUAAAAUCUGGCAUGGACACUCGGCACUCAGCAAGUCGGAGAAUCUUAGUGAGCUACGAUUACCGCGAUGGAUCAAGAGCGAUGACUGGGCCCCGUGGAACUGCAUUUGCUUGACGGAGCGGGAGACCCGGGAUCACUACAAGAUCGAUGAUAUCGCAAAGGUGUACGAUCCAAAGUUUGUACUUCAUGUAGGCAAUCUGCACAUGCUCGCACGCAGCCUGUUCCACACUCUAGCAGCCGUGGCCGUCGAAUUCCAGGAAACCGGGCAGUGGUGGAAGGUCGGAAUGAACCACCAACGCAGCAGCAAUCUUGACGCCGUAUAAAUCAUAAUAACUCUUCAAUGCCUUAACAACCGUCUCAUAGUAUCAACUCAUUUUGGUUUAGCAUGUAAUAAUUCAUCGCCUAAGUUUACAUUUACAAAAUUUAAACAAUUCCAAUCUUGAUCAAACAUUACAAGGAAAAUUAUAAAAGCUACAACUUCAA